Molecule: messenger RNA, 933 nt
Organism: Aspergillus thermomutatus
Lineage: Eukaryota; Fungi; Ascomycota; Eurotiomycetes; Eurotiales; Aspergillaceae
Product: glycerophosphodiester phosphodiesterase
Exons: 2
Coding region: 1-933 (310 amino acids)
Biological process (GO): lipid metabolic process
Molecular function (GO): phosphoric diester hydrolase activity
Source: RefSeq, a predicted model, not a curated record
AUGGGCCCUCCAUCAAAACCCCAGACAAUCGCCCACCGCGGCAAAACCAAACACCCAAGCUCCACCAACCCCCGAUCCUCCCACUACCCCGAGAACACCCUCGAGGCCUUCCGCGCCGCCGCCGCCGCCGGCUGCGACGCCAUCGAGACGGACCUCCGCAUCUCCCGCGACGGGGUCAUCGUGCUCUGCCAUGAUCGCUCGCUGGAGCGGUGCUAUGGGGUGAAGAGGUUCGUCGACGAGUGUCCGUGGGAGGAGCUCCAGACCCUGCAGACCGCGCAGGCGCCGCACGUGCAGAUGCCGCGGCUGGUGGAUUUCCUAGCGCUGCUUUCUGAGCCCGGGUGGGAACGGUUGUGGGUGUUGUUGGAUAUCAAGGUGGAUAAUCUCCCCGAACGGAUCAUACCGCUUCUUGUGCGGGCGUUCGAGUCGGUGCCCUGUUCUACGCCGUGGUCGGAACGCGUCGUGCUCGGGUGCUGGUCGUCUGCGUACUUCCCGCUGUGCGAGAGCCGUCUCCCCGGUUUCGAGACUGCGUUGAUCUGCUUCGAUCUGUGGUAUGCGCGGCGGGUUCUGCGUGGGAGCGGGGCGUCGGUCAAUGUCAAUCAGAAGGUGCUGAUGGGCAUGGGGGGCGGGUUUCUGGUGGAAGCGCGCGCCGCGGGUCGGCGGGUGUUUGUGUGGACUGUGAACGAGCCGGGUUUGAUGCGGUGGUCGAUCGAUCGGAAGGUCGAUGGGGUUAUUACGGAUGAUCCGGGACGGUGUCGGGCUAUGGUACUGGAUGCGACGAAGGGUACGAGUCCGCUGGGGAUUCGAGACGGCGAGAAAGUCACUGUUUCGCAGAGGGCCCAGGCAUGGGCUAUUUCGCUUCUGGUAGUCAUGUUUGGAUGGCUCUUCCGACGGAGAUUGUUGUCUAAAUUGGAGAAGCGAAACAAGAGCGAGUAG